This is a messenger RNA of Nerophis lumbriciformis (worm pipefish), 3760 nucleotides long. RefSeq names its product chordin (gene chrd). NCBI's taxonomy places the organism in Eukaryota, Metazoa, Chordata, Actinopteri, Syngnathiformes, Syngnathidae. Gene Ontology annotation, biological process: dorsal/ventral pattern formation; negative regulation of BMP signaling pathway; multicellular organism development. The record is from RefSeq and is a predicted model, not a curated record. Gene Ontology annotation, molecular function: BMP binding.
GGUUUAAAAAGCACAAUAGGAAACCGCUUGGACAUUAAAAAAAAAAAAAAAAGUGGACAUCUGUGAGGAUCGGCGUCAUUUGCGUUGGAAUUUAUUAUUAAUAUUAUUAUUGACAUUUUCGAGGGCUAUAGAAUAAUCCAGCAAACAGGACUUUGGGAAUGCUGCCUUCACGUGUGCUCCGGUCAGUGCUGUGCGCGCUGAGUUGCGUGAGUGUGUGCGUGCACGCAGCCUCACGCCUCAAGUCUCACUCGCUGCCCAUCCAGUCUGAGAGAGAUCCUGUACUCUCCAAAGGCCUGGCAGGAUGUUCAUUCGGGGGUCGAUUCUACUCUCUGGAGGACACGUGGCAUCCAGAUUUGGGGGAGCCCUUCGGUGUGAUGCAUUGUGUCCAGUGCUACUGUGAGCCUCAAAAGAGCCGCCGUGGGAAAGUAUUUGGGAAAGUCAACUGCAAGAACAUCAAGCAGGACUGUCAGGAUCCAGACUGCGAUGAACCCAUCUUGCUGCCAGGACACUGUUGCAAAACCUGUCCAAAAGGUGAGGAGGACAAGAAACUAACAGACCCAAUGCUGGACAGCUUUGAGUAUUUCCACGAGAAGGGUAAAGGGAAAGACGACCUCCACAAAUCUUACAACAACGAUAGGUCAUACUUGAGCUCAGAGGACAUGGGCCCCGGAGAGAGCCGCACUGAAUUUGUUGCACUAUUGACAGGAGUGACAGAAUCAUGGCUGCCCAGCACCAGUGGCGUUGCCAAAGCUCGUUUCUCUCUGACCCGAACGAGCUUGGCCUUCUCCAUCACAUACCAGAAAAUGGCCCGCCCCGGUAUAAUCAUCUUCUUGGGUUCCGAUGGUAUCACUGCUUUUGAGUACAAAGUCCCUAAGGGACAGUCGGACAUGAUCUGUGGUGUGUGGAAAAACCUGGCAAAGCCUCUCCUGCGACAGCUGCAGAACGAGCAAAUGCGCAUCAGCAUGAGCACGACAACGAACCGACAAGAGGAGGUGGAAGGGAAGAUCAUCAAACACAGGGCUCUGUUUGCUGAGACGUUCAGCUCUACGCUGACAUCAGAGGAGAACACAGCCAUGGGAGGCAUCGCCAUGUUGACGCUGAGUGACACAGAGAAUAACCUCCACUUCAUCCUCAUCCUUCAAGGCCUCCUCAAACACAAAGACAAAGAACCCAGAAUUCUGGUUCCCAUUCGAGUCCAACUGGUUUACAGGCAACACAUCCUCAGAGAGAUACGAGCCAACAUCACAUCUCAUGAUCCAGACUUUGCAGAGGUGCUGGCGGACCUGAACAGUCGCGAACUCUUCUGGCUGUCUCGUGGUCAGCUGGAGAUCACCGUGGCAACACAGGGUCAUGACCCCCAGCACAUCUCUGGAUUCAUUACUGGCAGAAAAUCAUGUGACACCAUCCAGAGUGUGAUGUCCAGCGGUGAUGCAUUAACUCCUGGGAAGACUGGAGGCACAGGCUCCGCCGUCUUUAACCUCCACAAUAACGGCACACUGGAAUAUCAGGUUCAAGUUGCGGGUCUCACCAGCGACGUGGUCGGUCUCACUAUUGAGCUGAAGCCACGGCGGCGAAACAAGCGCUCAGUGCUGUAUGACCUGACACCAGAGUACAACAAGGCCGCAGGCAGGGCAAUGGGCAGCUGGAGUCGCCUUGAGGCCCGCAACAUUCACAUGCUGCUGCAGAACGAACUCUUCAUCAACGUGGCAACAACUCACAACCAAGAGGGAGAGCUGAGGGGCCAGAUUAAGGCGCUGCCCUACAGCGGGCUGGAGGCGCCAAGACAUGAGUUGCCCACCCCUCUGGCCGGACACUUUGUUUCUCCCCCAAUUAGAACCGGUGCUUCUGGCCACGCCUGGGUGUCCGUAGACAAAUUUUGUCACCUACAUUAUGAGAUUGUUGUGGCGGGCCUCAGCAGGGCAGAUGACCUCACGGUGAACGCCCACCUCCAUGGCCUCGCUGAGAUCGGAGACAUGGAUGACAGCAGCAUCAGUCACAAGAGGCUGCUGACCGGUUUUUAUGGAUCGCAGGCUCAGGGAGUGUUGAAGGACAUCAGUGUUGAAUUACUGCAGCACUUGGACCAAGGAACAGCCGUCAUCCAAGUCAGUACCAAGCUGAACCCAAGAGGAGAGAUCCGUGGACGGGUCCAUGUCCCCAACAACUGUGAGUUUGGGAACAAGGGAGGAGCACAAGAAGCAGAGUUUGAUGACCUUUUCGUAAAAGACCCUGAGGAGCUGAAGAAAGAUCCUCAUACCUGCUUCUUUGAGAACCAGCACCAUGCUCACGGAUCCAACUGGACUCCCAACUAUGACAAGUGUUUUUCCUGCAGCUGCCAGAAGCGAACUGUAAUCUGUGAUCCAGUCAUCUGCCCGGUUUUGACCUGCACCCGAACUAUCCAGCCAGAUGAUAAAUGCUGCCCGAUCUGCGAUGAGAGGAAGGAGCCAAAAGACAUUAAAACUCCAGAAAAAGUGGAAGAAAAUCCUGAAGGUUGCUACUUUGAGGGAGACCAGAAGAUGCAUGCUCCAGGAACUACAUGGCAUCCUUUUGUACCGCCCUUUGGUUACAUUAAAUGUGCAGUCUGCACUUGCAAGGGGUCAACAGGUGAGGUCCACUGCGAGAAGGUGACAUGUCCAGUGUUGACCUGCAGUCAUCCUGUAAGACGCAAUCCCUCGGACUGCUGUAAAGAAUGUCCGGAUGAGGAGGAGAAGACCCUGGGUGGACUGGAGGACAGUGACAUGAUGCAGGCAGACGGCCCAAGGCACUGCAAAUUUGGCAAGAACUUUUACCAGAACAGUGACAACUGGCAUCCGUGGGUACCGCUGGUGGGCGAGAUGAAGUGCAUCAACUGUUGGUGUGAUCAUGGUGUGACCAAAUGUCAGCGAAAGCAAUGUCCAGUGCUGACCUGCUCCAACGUCACUCGCAGAGAUGGCUCCUGCUGUCCUGACUGCCUCGACUCCAGAGAAAAAGAUGAGAUUGUAAUGAAGGCUCCAGAUAAGCGAUCAAGCUGGAGACACUGACACAACAACCUGCAGUGACGACUUGUGCAAAGAUCAUCUUCCGGACCCCAGAUAAACCCCAAACCCAGAACCAUACACCUUUGUCGAGACUAAGGAUUGUAAAGGAGUCCAAUCAGAACUUUUCCUAAUGAGACAUUUAUCCAGGUGAUAGCGAAUGAAGAGCUCAACCUACAAGGCUGCCGACUUUUCCUUCCUGUCCUGAGUUUUUCCUGGAAUUCUCUGCUUGCUUAUUCCCCCAAAGGCAGCGUUUGAAUGGAAGUGUUUGUUUGUCAGGCUGUUGUGUGUUGAAGGUCACCAACGGGCCUUCUUUCUGGAGGACAGCUAGAGCUACUGUACUGUAGCUACUGUAAGUGCAGUGUGAAUGUGGUAGCAUCUGUGUGCUUGUUGUGCUACUAGACCAACAAUACACGUGGUGAAGAAGUCCAUUUGAACUGUUCAAGAAAACUAUUGCAGCCAAAACAUUCUUGUCCCCUUAGAUAAUUAUUUCCUGUCAACUGAACAAGUCCAAAUUUGAAUUCUUUUGGCAGCACGGAGGCCAGAAAAGCUCCAUGUGUUGCUGCUAAAUCUGAGUUUCAACACCCACUUUUUCAACGCUUCGAUUUUGCCACCCGUCUGUUUUAAAUCAAGUAAUAUUGUACAAUUUUUUUUUUAAACUUUUUUUUAUUGUUGUUAAUGACUAUGAAGCUGGUUUGUAUUUUGUAUUUAUUGAAUGCCGUGGAGACAAAAUAAAACAAAGAUGUUGU